CGCUCAGAAGCUCUACCCGGGCGCCCAGGCACCAUGUACCGCGCACUCCGGCUCCUCGCGCGCUCGCGUCGCCUCGCGCGAGUCCCCCCCUCGGCGUCCACCUCGACUCCCGGCCUCGGCGGCACGGCCUCCCUCCCGUUCCGGCCCCCGGUCGCCGCCCGAAUGGCGAGCCAGAAUUCCUUCCGGGUAGAAUAUGAUACUUUUGGUGAACUCAAGGUCCCCAAUGAUAAGUAUUAUGGCGCCCAGACCGUGAGGUCGACAAUGAACUUUAAGAUCGGAGGUGUGACGGAGCGCAUGCCAAUCCCAGUUAUUAAAGCUUUUGGCAUCUUGAAGCGAGCCGCUGCUGAAGUAAACCAGGAUUAUGGUCUCGAUCCAAAGAUUGCUAGUGCAAUCAUGAAGGCCGCAGACGAGGUAGCCGAAGGGAAGCUGAACGACCACUUCCCCCUGGUGGUGUGGCAGACUGGGUCCGGGACCCAGACGAACAUGAAUGUGAACGAGGUCAUUAGCAACAGAGCCAUCGAGAUGCUGGGAGGCGAGCUGGGCAGCAAGAAGCCCGUGCACCCCAACGACCACGUCAACAAGAGCCAGAGCUCCAACGACACCUUCCCCACGGCCAUGCACAUCGCCGCCGCCAUGGAGGUCCACGAGGUGCUGCUGCCGGGGCUGCAGAAGCUGCACGAUGCGCUCGAGGCCAAGUCCAAAGACUUCGCCCAGAUCAUCAAAAUCGGGCGGACCCACACCCAGGACGCGGUCCCGCUCACUCUUGGGCAGGAGUUCAGUGGUUACGUUCAGCAGCUGAAAUACGCCAUGACGAGGAUAAAGGCUGCCAUGCCCCGGAUCUACGAGCUCGCGGCCGGGGGCACCGCCGUGGGAACCGGGCUGAACACGAGAAUUGGCUUUGCCGAGAAGGUGGCCGCGAAGGUGGCCGCGCUCACAGGCCUGCCUUUUGUCACAGCCCCAAACAAGUUCGAAGCCCUGGCGGCCCACGAUGCGCUGGUGGAGCUCAGUGGCGCCAUGAACACGACCGCGUGCAGCCUGAUGAAGAUCGCCAAUGACAUCCGGUUCCUGGGCUCCGGGCCCCGCUCAGGUCUCGGGGAGCUGAUCCUGCCGGAGAACGAGCCGGGCAGCAGCAUCAUGCCAGGCAAGGUGAACCCGACGCAGUGCGAGGCCAUGACCAUGGUGGCCGCCCAGGUCAUGGGCAAUCACGUCGCUGUGACCGUCGGGGGCAGCAACGGACACUUUGAAUUGAACGUUUUCAAGCCAAUGAUGAUUAAGAACGUGCUGCACUCGGCCAGGCUGCUGGGGGACGCGGCAGUGUCUUUCACAGAAAACUGUGUGGUGGGAAUCCAGGCCAACAAAGACAGGAUCGCCAAGCUGAUGAACGAGUCCCUGAUGCUGGUGACUGCUCUCAACCCGCACAUAGGGUAUGACAAGGCAGCAAAGAUUGCUAAGACCGCACACAAAAAUGGGUCCACCUUGAAGGCCACCGCCAUUGAACUUGGCUACCUCACAGCCGAGCAGUUCGAUGAGUGGGUGAAGCCCAAGGACAUGCUGGGCCCCAAGUGAUCUGAGUGAAUUUGUAAUAAAAUCUGCGACAUAAACACGAAACAGCCUCAUGUUUUUUAAACAAAACUGGGUAAGUGUGGACGGAAGCUGCUAUUGAACUUGACUACAGCAGAGCAGUUUGGACCGUUCAUAAAACCCCAGGACAUGCAAAGUCCAAAAUGAAUUUAAAAAGCGAAUAAAACAAUUGUAUAAAAUCA
Myotis lucifugus (little brown bat) is the source of this 1763-nucleotide messenger RNA. RefSeq names its product fumarate hydratase (gene FH). Bases 34 to 1566 code for a protein of 510 amino acids. Gene Ontology annotation, biological process: fumarate metabolic process; malate metabolic process; tricarboxylic acid cycle. Gene Ontology annotation, cellular component: tricarboxylic acid cycle heteromeric enzyme complex; mitochondrion. Gene Ontology annotation, molecular function: fumarate hydratase activity. The record is from RefSeq and is a predicted model, not a curated record. Lineage: Eukaryota; Metazoa; Chordata; Mammalia; Chiroptera; Vespertilionidae. The transcript is spliced from 10 exons.